This is a messenger RNA of Mobula hypostoma (lesser devil ray), 7184 nucleotides long. RefSeq names its product zinc finger protein 687-like. The record is from RefSeq and is a predicted model, not a curated record. NCBI's taxonomy places the organism in Eukaryota, Metazoa, Chordata, Chondrichthyes, Myliobatiformes, Myliobatidae. The transcript has 10 exons. The coding region runs from base 449 to 3976 and encodes 1175 amino acids.
CCAUAGUGCUUUAUAGUGGGAUAAAGUACAAACAUGAAAAUAAAAGACAGGAAGAUAUUAGUUCAAAAACAAGGUUGAAUAAAUGGGCUUUGAGCUGGUGUUUAAAAGUGUCAGCUAAGUCUGCAUCCCUUAUAGGCUUUAGGUAUUGAGUUCCACGGUGUAAGAGCCUGGUUCAAAAAAGCAGACUUGCCGAUUUUCUUUUGAGGGAGAUUGUUUAAAUUUAAGAGACUGGCGGAGGAAGACCUGGGAGCUCGAGCUGGAUUAUAAAACGAAAACGAUUCUGCGAUGUACUCCGGACCCAGACCAUCGAGAGCUUUAAAAACAAGUGCGGCCGUAACAGAAUUGGGAGAUGUGUCACCUAUGGACCUGAAGUCGCCUUGCUCGUCCCCUGUUUCCUGCACCAUCCUGCGCCUGCAGUUUUUCUUCAGGUUUAACUAGACUUCCUACGAUGGGCGACAUGACAACGCCUGACUUUGAUGACCUGUUGGCAGCCUUUGACAUCCCUGACCUGGAUCCAAAGGACACCAUGGAUUCGGGCCAGGAGGAUGUCCCAGUGAAGCAGGCACCGGUGGCUGCCGGUAAGGCUCCACCCAUUGAACCCACAGCAGCCCCACCGGAGGAGCCAGCAGUCAGCGUGAUUGUCAAGAAUAGCCUCAGCCCGAAGCCGUGCGACGCUGUUCCCCUUCCCGUUCCCACCGGCAGCGAAGCCGCCUGCCACUUUGAUGCCGCUCCCAUGCACAAUGGCUUUGAGUUGGCCUCGGUUCCCAGCUCGCCAAAGCUGCCGUCACCAGCCUCUGACUGUGACAGCUGGGUAGGCAGGCCAGGGCGAGUUGGGGUAGCCCACAGGGAGGAGGAAGCCGAAGGACCUCCCGUACUGAGUCCGGCUGCCGUGAAGACCGAGGAACAUUCAGACGAAGAGAGGGACCUGCGCUUCUCUCCGUGCUCAACCCUCUUCCCUGUAGCUCCGGACCCCGAGACCGCAAAUCCCGACGAGGAGGUGGCUAAGGACCUGGCUCCGGGAUACCCCCGGGAGUUUGGAGCAGGUGUCAAGAAACAGAGGCAGGAAGGAUCAUCGGAGGAAGAGGAGGAGGAGAAGCCGUCGGACAUGGAGUCAGAGGUCGGCAGUGAGCCGGAAGGCAGCCCAUCAGAAGAUCCCAGGGAGGCGAGAAAUGACCCUCCCUCCCCUCCUGCCCCUGUCUCCCCUGAGCUGCCGUGGCCGGCCACCAUGGGGGGUACCUCCCCUAGAUCCCCAGAGGAGACAGCUAUGGAUCUGGGAGAUCCCAAGUCCCCUUCACCUCCCAUCCCAUGCCGGCCCAUCAAGGAGGAGCCCGAGAGCCCACACAGUGGCUUAAGCGAAGGGUCACCUUCCACCGGGACGUCCCGCCCACUGAAGGUGCGGAUCAAGACCAUCAAGACUUCCACAGGGGGGAUCACCCGGACGGUGACCAGGGUCUCGUCCGACGGUGAGCUGCGCUCCAGCGGGGAGUGCGGAGAUGAGGAAGCGGAGGAGGAGGAGGCAGAUGAGGAGGAGGAGGAGGGGGGCCAGGUUAGACGGCCCCCAGUCGAGGAGGAGGAAACCCCCCUUCCCUCCCAACAUGAAGGGACAGAGGCCCUCAGCAGAGCUGCCCUGGCAGAAGGUCCCGUCCUGCCCACUUCCACCUUCCAGGACGCCAGCUCUGCCAUGCUGAUGGCAGCCAGCAUUGCCCAGAGGGCCACCCAGCUCCCAUCUAAGGGGGCGGCCAAGGCCGUCUCCAAGAGCGUCCACCUAGCCAGCCUCAACCUGGUGCCCCAGUCCCUCCCGGCGCCAGUGGUGGCCGCUGGGACACCCUCCAAACCCCUGGCCCUGGGAUCUAGCUACCUCACCAGCACCACUCCCCAACUGUGCAAAGCAGGGCCAGGCGCUAAUGGCUCGGCCGUCCGCAGCCAGACCCCUCUAGUAGAGGCUUUCCACCGUCUCCUCAACGGGAAGAACCCACUGCCCACUUACAAGCCUGACCUGAGCCCGCCGGCCGACAGCUGCCUGGCCCUGCCGCCAAGUGGCUACCGGUGCCUGGAGUGCGGCGAUGCCUUUGCCCUGGAGAAGAGCCUGGCCCGGCACUACGGGCGCCGCAGCCUGCGCAUCGAUGUCACCUGCAAUCACUGCGCCCGCCGCAUUGUCUUCUACAACCGUUGCAGCUUACUGCUGCAUGCCCGCGAGCACAAGGACCGGGGGCUGGUCAUGCAGUGCUCCAAUCUGGUGAUGAAACCCAUCGCCCUGGACCAGUUGGUGGGGCAGCCUGACCCGACCUCCCCCACCCACGCGGCAGCCAUCUCCUCCCAACCGGCCACCGGUGCCGGCAGCAGGGGCGCCGGGGCCGAGCAAGCCUUGCCAGUGGUGCCCCCCAUCCCUGACCCGGCCCUCGUGGACUGUGACACCUCCUCCUGCAGCGAGUGCGGCCAGCUUUUCCCCGACCGGGUGGGUCUGGCUGCCCACUUCCAGCUGGAGACCCCCAGUUCGGCUGCGCAGGUGUGUCAGCUCUGCCAGAUGUUACUCCCCAGCAAGUGCAGCUACUUAGCUCAUUACCGGCUCCACAAGAACAAGUCACCGUACAUCUGCCCGGAGUGUGGCGGGGUCUGCCGGCCAGCGCACAUUCAAGCUCACGUGAAGGAAGUCUGCUUCCAUUUCACCCGCAAGGUCGGAUACAAGUGCCCCCAGUGUGGAGUGGUGUACGGAGGAAUCAACACGAUCAAGUCCCACAUCCAAGACGUGCAUUGCGAGGCUUUCCACAAGUGCCCGAUAUGCCCGAUGGCUUUCAAAUCUGCGCCGAGUGCCCACUCGCACAUCUACACCCAGCACCCGGGUGUCGUCAGUCAGCAGGCCAAGGUGAUUCACAAGUGUGCCAUGUGUGACACCGUCUUCACCCACCAGCCGUUGUUGAGCGCCCAUUUUGACCAGCAUCUGACGAAGCAGCGCGUCGCUGUCUUUAAAUGCCCGCAGUGCCCGGUGCUUUAUGCCCAGAAACGGACAAUGAUGGAGCACGUUAAGAGCACCCACUCCAGCCUGAAGAGCGAGGAGCCCGUGCAGAGCCAGCCGGCCACGCCCGUCAAACCAGCGCCAAAGUCAAGCCCAGACUCGGUGGACUCGUUAACCGACGAGUCGUCCUCCAGCCCCAAGGACGUGCUGAGCUUACAGCGGCGGAAGGAGAUGAGGCUGAAGCUGAAGAACGCCGGCUGGACGUGCAGCCAGUGCCAGAUGUGGUUCCCAGAGCGCGAGGAGUACGUGACCCACAUGAAGAAGGAUCAUGGUAAAGCGAUGAAGAAGUUCCCAUGCCGUCUCUGCGAACGGUCAUUCUGUUCGGCGCCCAGUUUGCGAAGGCACGUCCGAGUGAACCACGAGGGGAUCAAACGUGUUUACAACUGCAGACACUGCAUCAAGGGCAAGCGGACUUUCAGCAGCCGUCUGACAUUAGAGAAGCACCUGCAAGUCAUCCAUGGCAUUAACUUGGCCGACCACAUCCAGGACCAGGAGAACCUCUUCGAGAGAGUCAGCAUUAAGACCACCAUCCGGAAGCGAGCUGCCUCGCGGGACGGUCUGGAGCACUGCGCCUCGGAGGGCGCCAAGAGCCGGAAGGUGAAUGGGAGCUCGCCGUACCGCUGCAUGAAGUGUGGCUACACCACCGGCAGUUUCUCCGACUUCCACCAGCACAUCCCCCAGCACCGGACUGCUGCCUCCUCUCACCAGUGCCGUCAGUGCGGCCUUUGCUUUGCCGCCCACCCUUCACUCACCCGCCACCUCUUCAUCGUGCACGGGCUAAAGGAGUCCGAGGGGCCCAAGAGUGGUGUGCAGGCGGGAGAGUCCGACAGCCUGCACCUGGAGGGCAGGGUCAUCUGCGAUGUGUGCGGAAAGCUGUUCGACAGUGAGCCGCUGCUAAAGACCCACUUCCGGACUCAUGGGAUGGCCUUCAUCAAAUCCAAGCAGAACGGCCUGGAUAAGUAACACCUUCAUUCCUCUUCCCCCACCCACCUCCCUCCACGCUCUCACGGGAGUUCCACUGGACCGGUCUCGGAAAGAGGGUGGGUGGGAGGGCACCUGGCAGGAGUGAGGUGUUUGUGGGCUGAGGAGUGAUGCCAUUGACUGUGACAUAAUCUCAGGGGGCAGAGGGCUGUGGCCCCUGUUCCCCAGGGUUACUGGAGCGAAGGCCCUGGGGUGAAGGAACAUGAGGAAUUAGGGAUUGACCCACCAAGAUUUCCCCUCGUCCAUCCCCCUAAAAAAUCCAUUUGAGUUGAUAUCUCUUCCCAUGGCUAGCCAACUAACCAGCCAAGUCCGUAGAUUGUAAUGGAGCGGACGGUGAGGUGGGUGAGCGGGUUGAAUCGGCCGUGGCCCUGAAGGAUGGGGAGGGCAGGCUGGUGCUUACCCUUGGUAUAUUCUAACAGACGAGCAACCCAAAACCAUCCCAAAUUUUGAUCUGCUUCCUCGCUCCGAUCCCGAAAACACUGGGUGGGUUCCCUCGAGCACCGGGCCGUUCCAUCUUCCCUCCAGGCUGGCAGGGAGAAGUGGGGUGGGGGGAGCACCCACCAGCUUUUCGAUGUUGCCUAUUUCAAGGGCAGAGUUAGCUUCCCCUCAUUCACCCACGAUCACCUCAAGGGAACAGAUGUGGCAACUUUUACACUUGAAGAUCAUUCCCAUUUUUCAACUGCAUCCCGGAGGGAGGUGCUUUUGGAAAGAUACCCAGUGAGGGCACUCAGCUCGCACUACCCUGGCCUGCUUUAUAUUCCCCACACCCCCUGUCCCUUCCCCUUAAGUUGGGUCUUCCCCAGGACCCCACUCCUGUCCCUUCCCAAAUCCCUGUUUCGGGGGCUUGGGCGUUUCCAGCCUCUUGAGGAGUGUGGUUUUCCGGGGAGUGAGGCAGAUAGAUUUGGAGAGUGGCCAGGAGCUGAAGGUACAGCAUUUUCCUCCCUCCCUCUCUCCUGGUGCGUCUAGUCAAGUCUGAAGGCACGAGGGGUAACAGUGAUUGGCCAGACACUCGAGUCACUCAGGCUGAUUUCUCUAAGGCAGGAAGUUUCCGACAGUUCUCCUGCCUCCCCCGCGGAUGCUGCUCGACCUGCUGAGUCCCUCCAGCAAAUCGCUUGUUCGCUAGCGUGUGGCCCUGCAGCACCCCACAGCAUCCGUUCAGUCAGGGGCCGAGGGAUGGGACACCAAGCUGCGAUGUGGGGGCAGUUCCUGAGCUCUGUGUCCUCCUCCCUACAAAGAAACACCUGUAUACCCACCCCCCUCCUCCCCCAGGCCCCGGACACCACUGUUAACCGAAUCCUUACCCACAGCGUUGGGCUGGAUCUGACCUUGGCGAAAACACAUGGUUAGACAGCACACACCAGCUACUGGGCCUCACAGUCGGCCCUGAUGGGAGCGGAGGGUGGCGGAAAUGGACCUUUUAUUUUUUAUAAAUUUUUGUGAAUCAUCUUGAACUUGCAAAGCCCCAAUUGUUCAGGGGCAUUCUGGCUGGUUUCUGGAUGUGAAAUUCCCAGGCCUAGUGGCUGAGGAGGUUGGGGGGUGGGGGGUCAGAGGUGAUGAUCUGGGUCACUGGGAUCUGCACUAUUCCCUCUCACUCUGAUCUCCCAAUGCCUCCCGUGAUUAGAGAGUCUGGUGUACAGGGGGUAGACAGAGCCCGUGUGGCCAGGAGGUAGGGUAAGAGAGCCUUGUUUGGGGGGGGCGGGGGGGGUGUCAGUUACUUAUGGAAGAGUUGAAAUUUGCACAAAACACAGUCUCCUGAGACUUUAAAAGGGGCGCGAGGGAGGGUAGAGUUUCUGAUUUCUGUGAGACAGCGGGGUCCACAUCCUACCCGGCAGUUUGCAGGGAAGCUGUGGAUUCCUGGUGACAUUGGAAAGUAGACCCCGGACGUGUCCCCGCCUGCCAUUCUUCUGCACUGUUCUUUCAACAUUAAACCCACUACCCCCCCCCCCCACAAACCACUGCUGCCCCAACCACUGGCAACUGGAAUGGCUGCUCGGGACCAAUGCCCUCGCCCCCCACAAUCAGAGGGCGUACCACUCGUGACCUGCUUGCUUUUCAGGGACGUGGGGCCAGGACCAAGAAUUUCCCGGCAAUCGGCACCCUCACCCACCCCCUUUCAUUGCGUGACUGCUCGUCUCCCGUCCUGUCUAAGGUGGGGGCUGUUACCACUGGCCCCCACACCUCUAAAAACCCUGGGGGAGAAUAGGUGUGGCAUUCUGCAAGCAGGGACUGGGAUAGGAGAGACCCACCGCGCCCUGCGGGGUGCAUCUCAUACACCCGAGGAGAUAGCAAGCGAAAUUUACCGUCAGUGUACGUAAUCGAUCAAUGUGUCCCCCUCCUCUAUGUGAAAUGAGGGGUAGAGGAGCGCACGUGCCUAGCCCCUUCCACAGCACUGUCGAGAUUCUGGAUUUCAGAGGUCUAUUCUUUAAAGGAGCAGUUUCCUUCUCACUUUGCAAAGAAAUAAAUUGUAAUUUUUAUUUAGAAUUUAUUUAUAUAUUGAGAUUGUAGUCACAGAGAAUAAAAAGAUUUCUACUGUUUGAUUUUGGUGUUGAAGGUGAAAGAGAAUGUAACAAAUUUGCAUUAAAACUUUCACAAGAAUUGUUUAAAUUAUGUUGGUAUUUGUUGUAUUGCCCAAGUCACCUUGAUCUCCACAUGCUGGACGUCAGACCUGUACUCUCCUGAAAGCACUGAAUCUGGUGUCUGUCUGUACAUAGAGACUUUCCAAUUAAUUCCACUGUACAGAAUCCCCUGCACUCUCCCAUCACACACUCCCAGGGUAUAGACACAGACAGUCAUACACUGUCCCAUCACACACCCCCAGGGUAGGGGCACUAGGGUAUAGACGCACAGAUUCAUACCCUUUCCAUCACACACCCCCAGGGUAUAGACACAGAGAGUCAUACACUCUCCCAUCACACACUCCUGGGACAAGAGCACCAGAGGUUGGAACAGGGCAGGUAAUGCACAAUUAGGUGUUAAAAUUCCCCCUGUAAUUAGACUUGUUGUCUGCCCUUUUCCCGUUUGCUGAGAGCACGACUUUGUGUUGCUGCAUCUUACAUUUCCACCUCUUGUAUGACACUGAAUAGAGUGGAAAAGCAAAUUGUGUAAGAGAUGCGGAGAGAUAUAGGUGAGUGGGCAAGGAUCUGGCAGACUGACUGCAAUGUGCGAGGUCAUGCAUUCUGAAAGGAAAAAU